Sphaeroforma arctica JP610 is the source of this 491-nucleotide messenger RNA. RefSeq lists its product as hypothetical. The transcript has 4 exons. The record is from RefSeq and is a predicted model, not a curated record. Lineage: Eukaryota; Ichthyosporea; Ichthyophonida. Gene Ontology annotation, molecular function: UDP-glucose:glycoprotein glucosyltransferase activity. Gene Ontology annotation, cellular component: endoplasmic reticulum. The annotation marks the transcript as partial.
AUGGAUAUACCUAUUGGAUUGAUAUUCUUCAACAGUGAGUUUGUAGCCAACACUUCGGCUCCUUUGUUCUGGACAUUCAUUGAACGAGUGCAAUCGGACGCAGCUACAGACAUCACCACAGACCAAGGUAUGGCCAAGGAAUCACGCACAAUCACUGAACGUAUUGUGCUGGCGCAUUCAAAGCCUGGCCAGGCCGAGCGCCGGUUGCUGCAAACACAACGAACCAACACCUCUCACGAGACAUGUGACCAUGCGGCGGCGUUGCUAGGCAACGAGACUCUGCCGUUGCUCAAACUGUCGUUGGCUAUCAGAGAGUUCUCGCCCGCAGUGGAACUGUUCAAUUCUAAGGCAAAGCAGACACUCCAGCACAUUCACCAGACCCUGUCCACAGAGACCGGACAAUGCACAGCCUUUGCGGUGACAGACGAGCGGAUAUUCUGUGCCGCAGAGGAACUCACAUCACAUCUGAACGAACACACACCACAGACAAA